CUGCAACAGCAUCACAGUCCUCAUCAGGCAGCAUUCGUAAGCAUCACAAUCAUGAACGGGUUCUCCGCUGUACUCCUGCUGGCCGUGGCCGGUCUGACGAACGCUUACCUCGACCAGGGAGUUUGUCCAGACUUCCAGAACAUCGCUGCGUUCGUAAUUCCUUCAUACAUGGGACGUUGGUUCGAAGCUCACAGGUUCCAAGCCGGGUUUGAAGACGGGAUGACGUGCGCUACCGCAGAUUACGCCGCAAUCGACGACACGACGAUCUCGGUCACGAACUCCGCCGUUCUCUCCGACGGGACGCUGGACGCGAUAAGCGGUACAGGAUCGGCCACGGGCGUCCCAGGUCAGCUCAUUGUCCAAUUUCCUGGUGAACCUGUCGGCUUCUACAACGUCCUGGCCACCGACUACGAGACCUACAGCAGCGUCUACUCCUGCCGCCAGAUCGGUGACUUGCGUGACCAGUACGCAUGGGUGAUGUCCCGCACUGAAGAGCUUGACGCUGACUCGCUCGCUGCUGCGCUGGACGCAUUCGAGUCUAACGGCAUCGACACGUCGCUGUUGCAGGCAACGCCACAAGGCGGUGACUGCAUCUACGCGCCCGUUCCUCCCAAGAUAUGAAGAAAAAAAUACAGAAUUACCAAGGAAAUUUAUGGAUACCACAUUUUCUCCAUAUUGCAUACAAUUUAACUCAUUGAAAGAAUAUGCAUACACGUACGAAUAUAAAUCAAUUUCAAGCAAAGUGA
This is a messenger RNA of Hyalella azteca, 746 nucleotides long. Its product is annotated as apolipoprotein D-like. Bases 52 to 621 code for a protein of 189 amino acids. Gene Ontology annotation, molecular function: pigment binding. The transcript has 6 exons. The record is from RefSeq and is a predicted model, not a curated record. Lineage: Eukaryota; Metazoa; Arthropoda; Malacostraca; Amphipoda; Hyalellidae.